AGCCGCACGAACGCCGACUUGGACACGUGCGCGUACUACGGACUGGAGCCGGGCGAGACGUGCUUCAAGCAACGCAGCUGCUACGACUGCCUGAACGUGCCGGUGGCCACCGACCCGGGGGGCUGCGUGCUGUCGCAGUUCGGCUACUGCGCGUCCAUGGUCUUCUACGACUACACGCUGGACUACCGCGUGACGACGGGGCCGAACGCCGACAGCGGCAGUACGACCAACUUCUCGGGGGGACUCUACCACCAGUACCCGUCGGUCAACACGACGUACUGCGAGGCCACCGACCCCGCGUGCCUCGAGUGCAACACCAUCGCCGUCAACUACUCGAUGCAGAACAACUACUUGGCCAAGACCACCAAGUUCUGCCUCGGGGAGUCCGGCUGCGUCUGUGUAUUGAGCUGCGACCCGCUGGUCUGGAAGCUGCGCACGGUCUCGCUGUGCGACGACUCGAACUCGACAUCGGGCUUGGGCUCGGGCUCGGCGCAGAGCUCGGGCUCGGGCUCGUCCUGGAGCCCGUACACGACCAGUCCGUACGUUGUAACGAACCGAGCCAGCAGCAACAGUAUGAGGUACUUGUACUGGCUGCUGGGCAUACCGGUCUUCAUAGUGCUGCUGGUG
Messenger RNA from Phytophthora sojae, 627 nucleotides. RefSeq lists its product as hypothetical. The record is from RefSeq and is a predicted model, not a curated record. The annotation marks the transcript as partial. Lineage: Eukaryota; Oomycota; Peronosporomycetes; Peronosporales; Peronosporaceae. The transcript has a single exon.